Messenger RNA from Phlebotomus papatasi, 2994 nucleotides. It is a transcript of the gene Smyd4-2, whose product is annotated as SET and MYND domain-containing protein DDB_G0273589. NCBI's taxonomy places the organism in Eukaryota, Metazoa, Arthropoda, Insecta, Diptera, Psychodidae. The transcript has 5 exons. Gene Ontology annotation, molecular function: protein binding. The coding region runs from base 363 to 2324 and encodes 653 amino acids. The record is from RefSeq and is a predicted model, not a curated record.
AGGUUCCAAAAAGUAUGGGCAUCACCGGGCAUCACUCUUUUUACCAAAUUCUACACCCACUUAUUUAAUUGUGAAAAAAAAACUUGACUAAAUCGAGAGAAUUGGUAUUAGAAUUUGGAAUGCUUAAAAUUUAUUUGGCUGAGUGCCAAAGAAAGGGCGUCAGUCACCAAAAAUUAUGUUGCGCGGAAGGAGAUCUCUUAGUGAGAGUGAAUUUGCUCGACGAUGGAUAUCUCUAAUUCGCUUUACGCCGUAUCUCUGCCAAUUGCCAUUCGAAAGUUCUAUUUUUAGACCAAUUCACGUCUUGAGAAAAUUUGAUUAAAGAAUCUUCCCAAAAGUGCGUAAAGUGAUUAUCAGUGGAAAAAAUGGAAGAUUUUGAUCCAAAAUACACUGAAAAGUGCAGUAAAAUUACGGUUUUCUCUCUCGAAAAAGGAUUUUUUAGUGAAUUUCAUGAAAGUGUAAAAGAAUCUUGUGGUGAUGAUUGGAUUGAGAGAAAUUUUGCGAAAAUUUCUGGUGGAAAAGAAAAGUUGCGUGAGCUAUUGGAACAUGAUGCGAGUGCAGGACCAAUUCUAGGAACACUUGAGCACGUUACACCAAUUUUCAAAGGGAAAGACUUUUCUAAAGCAUUGAAGAAGCGUUUUGAAGGCGACAGAAAACUCCAAGAAGGAAACUUUCAAAGUGCCAGAAUCCUUCUUAGUCAGGCAAUCAUUAAAGCUCCGCAGGGAAAUGCGGAAAAUGAAAGGAAAUUUCUAGCCGAGACAAUUUGGAAACGCUCAGAGGCUCUAAUUGGAAUGGAAGAGGGUGAAAAAGCUCUCCAGGAUAUGAAAUAUGCCACAGAAAUGGGUUUACAAAUCAAACAGUCACCUGAGUACUUCUGGAGAAUGGCCAAAUGCUACAUUUACACCAAAGACUACAAAAGAGCCAGAGUAUCUCUCGGAUUGGCAGAAAAACUCAUAGGAAAUGAUACAAUUGUAGAAGAGAAAGUGAAAAAAGACAGGGAAGAACUAGAAAUGCUUGAAAAUUUGAAAACUCUUCACAAAAAAGAUUUUCUUGAUGAUCUCAAAGCCAGGAAAAAUGAACAAGAACAGCUCAAAGGACCAUCUGAAAAGUUAGAAAUCACAUCAACUUCUUCAAAAGGGAAGUUUUUUAUUGCUUCUCGGGACAUCAAUCCUGGGGAAGAUGUUAUUUGUGAGACACCAGUAGCAGCUUGUUUGCUUCCUGAAUUUUUUGGAAGUCACUGUUUGCACUGUCAAGUUCGCUUGGUAGCCCCAAUUGGAUGCCCGGAAUGCUGUUCUGUUGCAUUUUGCUCUCAGGAAUGCCAAAAAGUAGCUUGUUCUUCGUAUCAUCGCUUUGAGUGCAAAUAUUUGGAUCUUCUAAUUGGUUCUGGAAUGUCUGUUUUGAGUUUCGUGGCUCUGAGAUUAAUCACCGAAUCUGGAACGUAUGAGCAGGCGGUAGAGAGUAUAAAAAGUAUCUUGGACACUCUUUGUCGUCAUAGUGAGAUGCGUUCUGGAGAUGAUUAUCUCCAGCGUUGUCUCAUGUCCAUCUUUCUUCUGAGAAUCCUCCAGAAAAGUGGUUUUUUUGGCCGUAGAACCACUGAAAGUGUAGAACCUACUCCAAAAGAACUCCAUAUCGCUGAAAUUAUUCUCCAUCUCUUGGAAGCAUUGCAAUUUAAUGCACAUGAAAUCUAUGAGACUCUUCUUGGAUCCCAAAAUUCAAUUGUUGGCUCCAAGGUUGUCUACAUUGGAGUGGCUAUUUAUAAAAAAGCUUCCCUCUUCAAUCAUGACUGUUUUCCCGCUGUUGCACGAUACUUUUCCGGCAACAAACUCCGAUUAACUGCUCUGAGACCCAUUGCAGCAGGGAAUGCCGUCACUGAGAAUUAUGGACCGGUAUUUACAAAGCAGGAUGGGCGUCAGAGACAAAGAAAUCUUAGAUCUCGCUACUGGUUCCACUGUGAAUGCCUCAGUUGCCGGGAAAAUUGGCCAAAGCUUGAGGAAUUGUCCAAUAAAAGUAGAAUUAAUUGUCCUAGUUUCAAGUGUGAGAAGUUUUUCUCAUUUCCGGAUCAUCCAGAGAAGAAGAUUAAAUGCUCUCAGUGCAAAUCUCACAUAUCUCUAUUGCAUAAUGUCACCAGAGUCAAAGAAGCUGAAGAUUUAUAUAGAAAAGGAGCUGAAGCGAUGGAUAGAAAUGAGAUUUCUUCAGCGAUUGAUUUGUUCGAAGAAGGUAUUCAGACGUUUUUCUCUGUGGCUCUUCCGCCCCACAAAGACACCCACCUGGCUAUGGAAUCCGUCAGAGUAUGUUACUCCUUAUUGGGAAAUAUUUAUCGGAAGUAAGAACGCGUCUUAACAUUUUUUUUCUAUUUUGUAUAAAAAAUGAUACAUUUUUCAAUAUUUUUCGGCAAGAAUUUUAUUCUGGAUAGAAGAAAGAACAUAAAUUUAAAGCAUUUUAAAUUUUUUUGCAAAAUUGUAUUCGGUUAUACACUAACGGCCAAAACAUUAAAUACAUCCUUCGUAAGCUUAAAUACACGUGAUUUGGACCGGGAAAACGCAGUAAUAUCCAGUUCUAUUGACUGAAAUAGUUUCAUAUAAACUUAAGAACAGUUUUAAACAAGAUUUGAGAAAAUACAUGAGCUACAAAACUUAUAAUUUGAGGAUCAGUCAAAAAUUAGCUUUUUGGAAAAAAAAAUCAAAAGUAGUCCCACAUUCUAAAACUGAUCUAAUCUUUUAAUAAUCAUUUAAUAUAAGCUAAAUACUAUUAGUAAAUAUUAUAAAGAGUCAGAAAAACUGAAAAUAAUACCGAGGGAAUAUUUUUGGUACGGAUUGUGGUCGGUUUCCGGUGUGAUGUGUUCUGAAAGGGGUUUCUUCUUUGAAUAUUGAAAUUUUCAGCCCAAAUUCUACUUUUUCAUAUAUUUUUUUUUAUUAUUUUUCAAAUUUCUUCUUAUUAUUGUUGCAAUUUCAUUUCUUUUACUUCAUUAUUUUAUUAAAAUAAACAUGAAUAAAAUCA